This is a messenger RNA of Alternaria burnsii, 936 nucleotides long. RefSeq lists its product as uncharacterized. Bases 1 to 936 code for a protein of 311 amino acids. The transcript has 2 exons. The record is from RefSeq and is a predicted model, not a curated record. NCBI's taxonomy places the organism in Eukaryota, Fungi, Ascomycota, Dothideomycetes, Pleosporales, Pleosporaceae.
AUGACGCAAAGAUCGUCUCUUGUUCUGCUACCGGGUGAAUUAAAGAAUCAGAUCAUAAACUACGUCUUCGUCCGCGACCCCGGCACAGCACCUCUUCCAGUGUGCAACUCUCCAUUGGCACUGUCGUCGACAUGUCGCCAGCUGUACAAGGAAUAUCACGCACUUGCCUGGUCCGCAACAAUUUUCAACACCAAGUGGUCGCCGGCAGACGAGUUGAGCCGAAAAACUAGCGCCUUAUCCCCAGCGUCCACAUCAACUGUCCGAAAACUUCAAAUCAGGCUUCCCUGUGAUCUCACGGAAGCGUAUACGGCAGACGUGAACCGUAGACGCGUCAAGAGCUUCGGAUUUGCUCGUGCAGGUCUCACAGGUCUAGAAGAACUGUUCAUCCGCUACCGCCCAGAACAUCACGAGAAAGGCAUUGGAGGCCCAGGCCGAGAGCUCAUUGUUCAGUUAUUGUGGCGAAUCAUGUGGGAAAGAGAUAUCAAGCAGUUGAACAGGAUCUGUAUUGUUCAUGACGGCACACAACCUUUCCUUUCUCUUUCUUUGUUGUACAACAUGUUGCAGAACUUUACGUCGCUUCAGGUGUCGAGGCGUUGGAAAGUCCGAUCCGAUCUGGAACAUGGACGGUUGCAAUUUGAGGAGUACAGAAACGGGAAGGUCCUGAGGCAGAUUUCUGUGGUCGUAGGGUUUAGCUUUUGGGAAGCUGAGGAGUACGUGGAGGUGUGUGAGCAUAUUCUUGAGGAGAAGCAUGCUCAAGUCAUUGUGGCUCGGCGCACGACAUGCGAAUUCAUCACCCCAUUACAAGACAUGACUGACGAGGCCGUAAGACGUGAGGUCGACAAUCUCAACACUCUUUUUCCUGUAUUAAGAGACGAGGAACCGGUACUUCAGCCAUACGUUGAUAAGAUACGUGCUAUCUGCCCCAUAGAUGGAUGA